This is a messenger RNA of Aspergillus versicolor CBS 583.65, 1809 nucleotides long. RefSeq names its product FAD-dependent oxidoreductase. Gene Ontology annotation, molecular function: FAD binding; oxidoreductase activity. NCBI's taxonomy places the organism in Eukaryota, Fungi, Ascomycota, Eurotiomycetes, Eurotiales, Aspergillaceae. The record is from RefSeq and is a predicted model, not a curated record. Bases 1 to 1809 code for a protein of 602 amino acids. The transcript has 3 exons.
AUGGCGCCGCUACGGACUCUCGUGCUCCUCACGACCCUGGCAAGCCAGGCCUUCGCCCUCGCUGUAAGACGCACAACCUCCGUGGCCUCAGUCCCAGAGUCCGCCUGGGACUCCCUGAACGAGACAAUCUCCGGCCACCUCCGUAAUGGCGAGCCCAUGCUGGCCCCUUGCUACUUACGAUACAACGGCGAAUCGCAAACACCAGACCUCGACCAGUGCGCAAAACUCCAGCAGGACGGCGGCGACUUGUCCUUUGCGACGGGGCAGUUCGGAUACUACGUGCAGUCGCAGUGGGGGGCGUGUCAGGCGACGGGGGACAGUUGUACGUUUGGACUGAUUCGGCCGGAUAUUCUGACGCCGGUCUUGGAUAAGUGUGAGCAGGGGAGUGUGCCGACAAAGUAUGUGGAUGUGCAGAGCGUGGAGGAUGUUCAGCGCACGCUGGUUUUUGCCGGAGAGCAUAACCUGAGGCUUGUUGUGAAGAACACGGGGCAUGAUUAUAUGGGGAGGAGCUCUGCCCCUGAUGCGUUGGCUCUUUGGAUGCACAACCUUCAACCGCCCAUCGAGCUCAACAAAGACUUCAUCGCCGACGGCUGCUCCGAGUCCAGCGGUGACUCGAUUACAUUCGGCGCGGGACAGCAGUUUGGCGGUAUAUAUGACUUUGUUGAGCCCCUCGGGUAUCGCAUUGUCGGCGGCAGCUCGAUCACUGUUGGCGCAGCAGGAGGCUGGAUCACCGGAGGUGGGCAUAGUAUGCUCACCAACGAACUAGGCCUCGGCGUCGACAGCGUUCAGCAACUAAAAGCCGUCCUCCCUAACGGUAAACACGUCACAGCCAACCGGUGCCAGAACCAGGAUAUCUUCUUCGCCCUGCGCGGCGGUGGCGGCGGUACAUUCGGUGUAAUCACCGAAAUGACAACACGCGUGUACCCGAAGAAGGAAACCCAAUUCGUGGAAAUGAUCUUCACGAACCUCCUCCCCGUCCAACAGCGGCGUCUUAUGGAUAUCCUUGUUGGGAACGCGGAGAAGUGGGCGGAGGAAGGCUGGGGAGGGUAUAUCACGAUGCUGAGUGUAGGCACCGGUGUCUUUAUUGCAACGCCGUUGCUCACGCAUGAGGAAGCCGAGCAGUCGAUGAAGCCGCUCGCUGAGUUCGCAACGACCUUCAACCUCGGCAUCGUCAAGGUCCAGAGCACAGAGAACUUCCGCGAGGGCCUCGACCCGUUCGUCCAGAUCCAGAAAUUCGGAAUCUUCCCCGGCUCCGCGUGGGCUCUCUCCAGCCGUAUCGUCAAACGCGAGUCCUUCACCCAGGACAAACAGGAAGAACUCUCGGAUAUCCUCUCCAACUUCCUAAACGUCCAACAGAACCUGCUCGAACCAUCCCUCCAGAUCCUCGUCCUCUGCCUCACAAUGCCAGCCGUCUACUCCAAGAAGAGCAUGCCCGAAUCAGACCUCCCUGGUGGCCCCGGGCACCCCUCGAUAGCGCCGCACUGGCGCGAGGGCAUCUGGCAGGUCCUGCACUUCCGAACAUACGACGGCUCAAUCGAUGACCCGGAUCUCGUGCAGAGGAUUGCGCAGCGCGCGCACGAUGUCAUGGAGCCUCUUCGGGCAUUCACACCGGGUUCAGGCGCGUAUCUUAACGAGGCGGAUCCGUGGGAGCCCGAUCAUAUUAACUCUUUCUGGGGCGAGGAGAAUUAUGCGCGGCUGUUGAAGAUUAAGCGCGAGGUUGAUCCCUCUAAUCUCCUUAUGGUGCAUCAGGGUGUUGGCUGGGAUGAGGGUGAUGGGAGGUUUGCAUGUUAUCCGGAUGUUACUGCGUGA